GAACGUUUUCGAAAAGUUCCGUUUUCAUGACGGAUUAGUGUGGACGGAAGGCCUGAACGAAGAAAUAAAGCUCCGUUGUCAAAUUCCCCCCGGCCUUAGUUAUCCAAACUGUACUGUUAUGCAAAUGUAUGACUUCUAAGAGACAGUGUGAAGAACAUAAACAAUGAGUUUAUCUCAACUGCCGAGUAUCUAGGAUUUUAGCAUUCUUAUACUGGACCGACCGGGUCACCACUUCGGUAUAACGCGCACACAUGUUUUUCGCCAGACACUUGAGAUUUAUCAGCCAUGCAUGAAAAAGAAAAAAAAAAGAUUCCAACAGACUUUUUUUCCAAUACCCCUGUCGUCUUAAACCUUCACCCUUGUACUCGAUGCAAUAUGUUUGUGGUGUUCGGAAGAAAAACACUGACUGCAAACAGUCUAAAAUCAAAUAGGAAUUUCGUACACAGCUAUGAAACCAAACUCGUCUGUCCUUGAGCUCCUUUACAAGUGUAAAAUAAGUUAAAUAUGAUACUUGACUUUUUCCAACGAUUGUCAUUUGUCAAGAGAUUAUAAUCUCUUGCGUUUGUUCAUGAGUAAUUUCACGUAUAUACUGAUGUGGGUUAAAAAUACAUGUUCUGUAUUGGCUUAUCCAAGUUGUGUCCUGAAAACACUUGACUAAUAUUAGCUGCAUAGGCUAUAUUCUCCAUCAUUAUCCAUUAUAAGUAAGACCUGAGAAAAAAUAAUUAAAUCAAUUGCGCUACUGGCUCGUCAACAGUAAAACCUUCCGGCCAUGUUCCUCUCAUUUCUGGUGCUCAACGGCGUAUUGUUCCUAACAACUGAUUUUACUUUCGCCGGCAAAUGUCGACAAAUUAAUUCAUCUGUUCUCCCUGCCUGUGCCAAUGUUGACUACUCUUACACGGCAAACUUUUCAGACAUCGGACAAACGAGCUACCAAGAAUACGUUUCAUCUGAAGUGACUCUCUUUGCUAAUCGUUUCAGCAGUUGUUCACCGCUUUCAAAGACUAUCGUCUGUUCUCGUUAUGUUCCGAAGUGUUCCGAACGUUUCGAACAGCCUGUUCUGCCUUGCCGAGAAGUCUGCGAGCAAUUUGUGAACGAUUGCGACAAAGCUCUGAAAGAUAGUGGACUGUAUAAGCGCUAUGUAGCUUACUGUCGGCUACUGUCGUCUGAUGAAGACAUCACGGCGAAUUGUUUUAAACCCGAUGGAUUCGUUUCUCGAACCACAAAAGAAACGACGUUACCAAACUGCGAAACAGUAAGUCAGCCUGCAUGUCUUGAAGACAAUUUGAGUGGCCUGGAAAACACAACAAGAACUCGGCUCCAGUCUUGGCUUAAAAGCCUUGAACCAGUCCUUAACACCAGCUGCUCGGUCAAUUUAAAGAAAUUUGCCUGCUUUGUUGAAACGGUGCCAUGUAUCACUAAUGUCGGCUCCACCCUGGACAGCUGUCAAUCAUUAUGUGAGGAGGUCAGGCUUAAUUGCGGAAAGGACUUGAAAAUGCACAACAUCUCUUUUCCACAAUGCAUCCCUAAUUACCCUGAAGUUGACGUUGGAAACGGCUUGUGUAGCCUGACUCACUGGCCAGUAUCAUGGCCGCCGCCGCCAGCCAAGAUGAAACAAAAUCCAGGUUUGUUUAACAAUAACAGUAUCAUACCAUAUCAUAACUCUUUUUCUAAGGCCAUCGUAGUUUGAUUACAAAUAUAACCAAAAACUAGCGGUUAUAAAACCGUUGUACACCAGCGAUUUUUAUGCUAAACUUGACGUUUCGUAUGCUGGACAACAUACAUUUUCAAGCGUGACCGUUACAAUUUUUGAACAACUCUUUAUU
Orbicella faveolata is the source of this 1823-nucleotide messenger RNA. RefSeq lists its product as uncharacterized. Lineage: Eukaryota; Metazoa; Cnidaria; Anthozoa; Scleractinia; Merulinidae. Gene Ontology annotation, molecular function: Wnt receptor activity; Wnt-protein binding. The record is from RefSeq and is a predicted model, not a curated record. Gene Ontology annotation, biological process: canonical Wnt signaling pathway; non-canonical Wnt signaling pathway. Gene Ontology annotation, cellular component: plasma membrane.